This is a messenger RNA of Menidia menidia (Atlantic silverside), 3001 nucleotides long. NCBI's taxonomy places the organism in Eukaryota, Metazoa, Chordata, Actinopteri, Atheriniformes, Atherinopsidae. The record is from the annotation of a GenBank genome assembly.
ACAUUGCAAGAAACACAUUUCUGUUAGUUUUCUGAAAGAAAACUGCGUAAGUGGUUUCGUGGGUGCACAGCUGAUUUAUUUGUUUUUAUUUAAUUUAAUUCGGAGGAUUUCAGGCUGUGUCACGUGUUUUUUUUCAAAGCCACGCAGCGGGGUCAGAGUUCAGUAAAUACUGAUGAUGUCAUCGUCUGAAGAUGGCUGAAGGAGAAGGCUGGUGGGGAGGCUGGCUUCAGCAGAGUUUCCAGGCCGUCAAAGACAAGUCAUCUGAGGCCUUAGAAUUCAUAAAGCGAGACCUGACAGAGUUCUCCACCGUGGUCCAGCAUGACACGGCCUGCUCCAUCGUUGCCACGGCAACCGCCGUCAGAAACAAACUCGCUGUGGAAGGGUCUUCGGACACAACGGAAAAGGUGAAGAAGGGCCUGUCUAGUUUCUUAGGGGUGAUAACGGACACGCUCGCUCCACCUCCUGAUAAAACCAUUGAUUGUGAUGUCAUCACUUUGGUGGCGACACCCGCAGGAACCACAGAGGUCUACGACAGCUCAAAGGCGCGUCUCUACAGUCUGCAGGCGGACCCGGCGACCUACUGCAACGAGCCCGAUGGUCCACCAGAGCAGUUUGACAACUGGCUGUCCAGUUUCAGUCUGGAAGAAAAGAAAGGAGAAAUCUCUGAGCUCCUGGUCAACAGUCCCUCAAUCAGAUCCCUCUACACCAAAAUGGUGCCAGCUGCUGUAGCUCAUUCUGAGUUCUGGCAGAGAUAUUUCUACAAAGUCUUCCAGCUGGAACAGGAGGAGGCGAGGCGAGUGGCGCUGAAGCAGAGGGCGGAGCAGAGCGCGCACACGGAGAGCCUGGGCUGGGAGGAGGAAGAGGAGGACGACUUCCUGGGCUCCGCGUCGCCGUUUCGGCUGAGCUCCGCCUCCUCCGCGCUAAGCCCCGCCCCCUCCCCGCUAAGCCCCGCCCCCUCCCCCGGCGAGGAGCGGGAGGCCACGCCCUCGGUCAGCAGCGACAGCGUGAGCCUGCCCACGCAGGUGGAGGUCACGGUGGGCGGGGCCAAUGUGGGCGGGGCCAAUGUGGGCGGGGCCCACGACACUAAAGACGAGCAGAGACCCCAAAAAAGUGACUUGGACCACGAGGCUCCAGCAGAUUCUGUAAGGCAACCAGAGGCUCCGCCCCCCGCCGCCAAACAACCCGAACCCUCAAAAGAGGAGGGGCCACAGGACCUUAGGGUGUUUGAGCUGAACUCCGACAGUGGGAAGUCGACGCCCUCCAACAACGGAAAGAAAGGGUCCAGCACCGACGUGAGCGAGGACUGGGAGAAAGACUUUGACCUGGACAUGACAGAAGAGGAGGUCCAGAUGGCUCUCUCUAAGAUAGAAGACCCCGGAGAGCUGGAUGAGGACUGGGAGAACUGGGAGUGAGAGCGUGUCCCCGCCAUUAAAGCUAGUUCUGGGCAGAAGGAACCAUGCUUAUUGUGUUUUAACUCUUUGUCCACACCGUCACCAUGUCAUGAUUGUCAGCGGGGGGUUCCCAGGCCCGGACCACGCCGGUAAACCUGUAACGGGGAGACCGGGGCAAUAAGAAUUAGACCCUUCUGUGGGCUGUCGGAUUAUUGGACUGUGAGGAGGUAAAGGCUCAGUUUUAGGGAGCGGACACUGGCAGAAAACAGGUUUCAGUCACGCCGUGACGGGGGGGUUUCACCGACCCCCAAAAGCUGAGGAGGAGCUGUUUUUUUACGUGUUUUUUUUUUCUCUAAAUGCCAUCAAAUGCUUAGUUUAUGUUGCGAUCGUUUUUCAAGUCGACGAGCUAAAUACGGGCUGCAGAAAUGCCAUAAACUGUAACGCUGCUCUCUAAUGUCUCCUCUCUAGAAACGCUCCUGAAGUGGUCUGUGAGUGAUGUGAGUCUGUCUGAGCUCCUUUCCCCCCCCUUUUUUGUCAUCCUUAAUUAUGCAAGUGGAUCUUCAAAAUGGAAAAAGAAUACAUGUAUAUUUUGGCCUUAUUUUCUCCAAGCACUUUUUCGUUUUGGAUUCACUCCUAACUCGAGACAAAUGGCCUUUUUAAACACACACACACACACACACACACACGGUGGUGUGAUAAAGUUACCCAAAUGUUUUCGUUCCUUUCUGUGAAUAAUUACACACUAAACAUGUCAUUAUGAGUUCUUCGUCCUCUGUGUUUUUUUUGGGUCAAAUCAUUUUCAUAUGAUUGAUCAGUCUCUGUCACUUUGAAUUCUGUCACUUCCCAGAGUUAGGAUGUCUUAUUGUCUUAUUUAGGUAGGUGGGACGACUAUAAUCAAGAGCUAUGGACUUGAUGAGGUGACACUGAUCUUGUUAUGAUACAGAAUCCUUUGGUUUGACUUUAAACGUAGCUUUUCCUGCUAUCGGAGGAAGAGAUGUGUCAUUUUCAGUUUGUCUGUUGGUCAGAUUAGCUCAGAGGAGUGUGCUAAGUAGACCAAGAAUCUUUUCCGUCAUCUGUAAUGUAACUGGAGGAGUAAAGUGAGCCUAGGAGCAUAAUAUUUAUACGGAAAUAAUUGCUUAAUUAUUGUCAUUAUGUGCUUUCAAUUGCAUGUCUGUACAAUAACAUUAUGCAAAACAUUGUGCAGAUGGUUCCCGUUGAGUUGUAUGUUUUGGGUUGUUCUUCUCCAGGUCUUUUGUGUUGCAUGUCUGUGAUUCUGGGCUGUGUAUUUCCCUUCUGAGUCACACGUCGAACCAAUCGGAUCUGUUCUCUACACGCCGUCAGGUUCUGCUCUUUUUUAUUUUUUAUUUUUUAUUUUUUUUCCCCAUUCAAGUAUUUCAGUAUAUUUUUCAAACGAUCAUAGUCAUUAAAGGAUCCAUGGCUAAGAGGCGUUGUGUGAUUUAUUUAUUGAACUGUCCUGUUAACCCUUUAAAGCCUGAUCCAAGAAUAAAACAAAACAGAAAAUUACUUUCUUUUUUUUUUUAAUUCCUUAUUUGGCCUUUUAACAAAAUAUGUAAAAAGAAAAAACAAAAAUACAUUUUUAAUAUUAAUAA